CGCUAUUUAAUUUUGUAAACAAAAUAAACUGCAGUAGACUCACUGUCGUUAGAAAUGCGUGGUUUGUUUUUAAACGUUCCAAAACAACGCCAUGCAGUGUGCUUACAAAGAAGGGCUGUUUCUACUGACUAUAAACCAACCGCGUUCGACUUUCAUCGACAAAAAGAGAAACGGGAAGCGAUGAAACGAAUGCGGUUGAAACAACAGAUUGAUCAAAUAAAGGAACAAUCCCGGGGAACUACAUGGCCAAGGUUUCCUGAAUUUGAAUAUACUUCCCCCACAAAACCAGGAGAGAAAAAAGACAUCAGCAUUCAGUUGCCGAAGUCAUACAGCCCAAAGUUUGUGGAAAGAGCUUGGUAUGAAUGGUGGGAAAAAAGUGGAUUUUUCAAGCCUAGGAAACGAACCAAAGAUGCUUCCACGUACAGUAUGGUGGUCCCACCACCCAAUAUAACAGGAAACUUACAUCUUGGUCAUGCGCUCACUUCAAGUCUUGAAGAUGUAUUUGUUAGAUGGCAACGGAUGUUGGGAAACGAAACGCUGUGGGUUCCGGGUUCAGAUCACGCUGGCAUCGCUACACAGAUGGUUGUUGAAAGAUUCAUAGAAAACAAAUAUAAUACGAGCAGAACUGAACUGGGGAGGAAAAAGUUUGAAGAAGCUGUUUGGAUUUGGAAAGAAACCAAAGGCGACCGGAUAAUAGAACAGUUUCGUCGAUUGGGAUCAUCUUUGGAUUGGGACCAUUCCACAUUUACUCUAAACCCCGAAUAUUCAUAUGCAGUCAAUGAAGCUUUUAUAAGACUACAUGAUGAAGGUCUCAUUUACCGAGAUGAAAAACUAAUAAACUGGUGUUGCCACCUAGGAACGAGUGUUUCGGACCUUGAAGUGAACAGGGUGGAGCCAGAGAGUUCGGUAGAAAUCCCUGGUUACGACCUUAAAGUUCCUACUGGUACAAUGCAUAACUUUGCAUACAAACUUGUGGACCCAGUUGGUGAUGUUGAUGAGAUCAUCGUGAGCACGACGCGCUUGGAGACGAUGCCCGGUGACACGGGGGUCGCUGUGAACCCACAUGACCCCAGAUACUCGAAUCUAAUUGGUCGAAUGGUAAAACACCCAUUGUUUGAUCAUAAGUUGAUUCCGAUUGUCGCUGACAAUGCUGUGGAUAUGGAUAAAGGAACAGGUGCAUUAAAAGUCACCCCUGCUCAUUCUUUUGUGGAUUUUGAAAUCGGGAAACGCCAUAAUUUACCUCUGGUUUCAUGUAUUAAUAAAAAAGGUUACCUUGAAACCUCAGAUUUGGUUGACCAGUUAUUCAAAACCGCGCCACCAAAUGAAAGGUGGAAAAACAAAGACUCAAUCCAUCGUUUUGAUGCCAGGCAACUUGUGUUAGAUUAUUUACAUCAAGUUGGUUUGUACAGAGGAAAUACAGAUCAUCAAAGUAGCCUGCGAAUAUGUAGCAGGUCAGGUGACGUGAUUGAACCAAUCAUAGCGAAGCAGUGGUUUGUCAGUGUAAAUGAAAUGGCCAGUGAUGCCCUGCAAGCGGUGAACGAUGGUCGUAUUAAGUUUGUACAAGAUGAAUACGCCAAGCAAUGGCAGCACUGGUUAACCACCACUGGUGACUGGUGUAUAUCACGUAGCUUAUGGUGGGGUCACCAAAUACCUGUGUAUCGGUGUAAAGAUGAUACAACUGGGAGAGAACAAUGGGUUUCGGCACACACAGAGAAAUCUGCUCUUGAGAAAUUUGGGGGUUCCCCUGAUGACACCACAAUCACCCAGGACACGGACGUUCUUGACACCUGGUUUUCGUCCGCUCUCUUUCCCUUCGCUGCACUCGGGUGGCCAAAAGAAACUCCUAAUUUAAAAAAAUUCUACCCUCUUAAUCUUAUGGAAACGGGCAACGAUCUUAUUUUCUUCUGGGUUGCACGGAUGGUUAUGAUGGGAAUGAAGCUCACAGGAGAGGUUCCAUUCCACAACGUUCUCCUUCAUCCUCUUAUACGUGACAACAUGGGGAGGAAGAUGAGCAAAUCUGUGGGAAAUAUAAUCGAUCCAAUGGACGUGAUUGAUGGAGCAAGUAAAAAGAAACGAAUAGAAGCGUUGGAGUUCAUGUAUUUAAAGAAAGAAGAGAAACUGUUGUCAGCAACAUCUAUCGCUAGUGGUGGGGACUUCCCCAUGAUAGGGAGUGAUGCGUUGAGGCUCGCACUUUGUUUAUACAGCACCGAGAGUUCCCAUAUAAACUUUAACCUCAUGGUGGCAGUAGAGUGUCGCAAGUUUUUCCUAAAGAUUUGGAACAUAAUGCGUUUCGUGAUUAACUUGUUUGAACAUGACAAGUUUAUUAAAGAACAGGAAGCUAACGGAAAACUUGGAAACAUAGAAACAUCAUUUCAACCACGAGCGGGUGAUGUUUGGAUUCUGUCAAAGCUUUGUGAUGUCAUAGACACAACAAACACACAUUUGUCGAAUCACAAUGUAUCGGCUGCUGCAAGGAGUUUACAAUUUUUCUGGAAGGAAACUUUUUCAUCUGUUUAUGUGGAAUAUUGCAAAAGUUGUUUCACCCCGGUUAUAAACGAGGAGGGUAAGGGUGUUGGUUACCAAGCAACCAACGAUCAACAAAUCGCAAUCGCUGUGAAUAUUCUACGAGUGGCUGAGACUGCUUUGAGACUAUUUUCUCCCUUCGCACCGUUCUUGACAGAGGAAUUGUGGCAACGAUUGCCGAAGCAGUAUUUGAACAGGGAGUUCCCCGAAAGCAUUACAGUUGUGGCUUACCCUACGUUGGACGAGUUUCCGAAACAUAGAGAUCCAAAACUUGUUGAUGAAUUUGACUUCAUACUUUCCGUUUGCCAACGAGCUCGCACGGAGAUUUUAGAAUUUCAAAUGUCAAGGCAAGUUGAGGUAGUGUUUCUAUGCAAGGAUGCCACCAGUGUUGCACAAGUAUCUAAACAAUUGAAUGAUAUGGGUGCGUUACUAAUGCGACACAAACUUGUUGUGCAACACUGGGAAGACGAGAAUCUUCCAGAAGAUUGUUUUGGUUUCAUUGAUCAGGAUAGUUCAAUUUCAACUGUUUAUAGGAUUUUGGAAUAUUGCAAAAGUUGUUUCACCCCGGUUAUAAACGAGGAGGGUAAGGGUGUUGGUUACCAAGCAACCAACGAUCAACAAAUCGCAAUCGCUGUGAAUAUUCUCCGAGUUGCUGAGACUGCUUUGAGACUAUUUUCCCCCUUUGCUCCGUUCUUGACAGAGGAAUUAUGGCAACGAUUGCCGAAGCAGUAUUUGAACAGGGAGUUCCCCGAAAGCAUUACAGUUGUGGCUUACCCUACGUUGGACGAGUUUCCGAAACAUAGAGAUCCAAAACUUGUUGAUGAAUUUGACUUCAUACUUUCCAUUUGUCAACGAGCUCGCACGGAGAUUUUAGAAUUUCAAAUGUCGAGGCAAGUUGAGGUAGUGUUCCUAUGCAAGGAUGCCACCAGUGUUGCACAAGUGUCUAAACAAUUGAAUGAUAUGGGUGCGUUGCUAAUGCGACACAAACUUGUUGUGCAACACUGGGAAGACGAGAAUCUUCCAGAAGAUUGUUUUGGUUUCAUUGAUCAGGAUAGUUCAAUUUCAACUGUUUAUAGGAUUUUGGACCAUGAAGAAUUCUUUGGUGAAAACAUGAAAUCAAAGUUUCGCAAAAAUAUGGGAGAAAGUUGGAAGAAAGCAUUGAUUGGGAUUGACGGAGUAGAAGAGAAACAGAAACUUAUUGAGAAGAUUAAAAAUACUGAAAAAUGGAAAAAUUCAUGGAACAGAUUAAAAUAA
Messenger RNA from Ciona intestinalis (vase tunicate), 3777 nucleotides. The record is from RefSeq and is a predicted model, not a curated record. Lineage: Eukaryota; Metazoa; Chordata; Ascidiacea; Phlebobranchia; Cionidae.